Messenger RNA from Abrus precatorius (Indian licorice), 2201 nucleotides. RefSeq names its product BTB/POZ domain-containing protein At2g04740. The transcript has 4 exons. Gene Ontology annotation, cellular component: cytoplasm; ubiquitin ligase complex. NCBI's taxonomy places the organism in Eukaryota, Viridiplantae, Streptophyta, Magnoliopsida, Fabales, Fabaceae. The record is from RefSeq and is a predicted model, not a curated record. Gene Ontology annotation, molecular function: protein binding. The coding region runs from base 186 to 1859 and encodes 557 amino acids.
UUCUUCUAAUAUUUUUUGCCAAAACAAAUGCAGUCACACCGAAGUAGAGGGGUCCUAGAGCGGUGCAAAGCAGGAACAGGAAGCAGAAACCCUUGCUAUGGUUGGGGCUUUGGCAAUUGGCACCCACUUGCCACCUUAAUACAUAAUCCAAUUGUCCUUAUCAAAAUCAGAAUCGCCGGUGAGUGAUGACAUUCAUCGACGACGGCAUCGACCUCGACCCUUCGGACUUCGCCGCCUCCGUUCCGCUGAAGAAGGUCCCAAACGGCGACGUAUUCGAGGCCUCACGAGCCGGCGACGUGGAGCGUCUGUGCUAUCUUCUGGAGUCGGGGGUGAACGUGAACGCGCGCGACCAGUGGGACUCGGUGGCGCUCUACUAUGCCUGUCUAGCGGGGCACCUUGACGCCGCACGCAUGCUCCUUGAAAACGGCGCCAUAUGCUCCGAACACACCUUCGACGGCGACCGCUGCCACUACGCCGCACUCAACCUUAAAGUCCGCAAACUCCUUAAAGCCUUCGAAGCUCGCCCCCCUCGCUUGCUUCCCUUACAAGCCUCUCUCCGCGACACCUUCUUGUCUUGCCCCUCCAACCGCCAAACGACACACUCUCAUUUUCCCCCUGCUCAAGCGGGGUCGUUUUUCCCUCCGGAUGUCGUUUUCGUUGUCCAAGGAAGGCCCAUUGAGGCCCACCGUGUCGUAUUAAGUGCGCGGUCGCCGUUUUUCAAGAGAAAGUUCAUGAGCGAUUGGAAGGAGCGCAGCGAAGUGAGAUUCUCGCGGCAAAAGUUGUCAUAUUCCGCACUCUAUAGCCUCAUACACUUCUUCUACUCUGACAGGUUAGAGAUUGCCGUCGAUGACAUGGAGGAUCUCGUGCGAAUCUGCAAAGUGUGCAAAUUGGAAUCGCUCCAGAAGAUUCUAGAAAAAGAAGUGGUUCAUCAGAAAUAUGCGGAAUAUAAGGCGUUGAGAGAGGUUGAUAAUUCUCAGAAACGCUACAUUUUGCAGGCUCUUUCCCUUCCCGAAGAAGAUAGGCUUCCUGCGGCGUUGCGUCGAAUCCUUUUGAAUUUGAGUGGUCGAGAAGAUGGAAUUGAUGAGUCUCUGCAUGACGAUCUUGCUGAUGUUUGCGUGAGAGUGGAUGGAAAGAUUUUCCGGUGCCAUCGGGUUGUUCUGGCUUCGAGGUCUGAGUAUUUCAAAGCGAGAUUGUCGCGAAUUAAGGACUUCCAUGAAGGCAAGGAUGAGUUGUCUGUUGACUUCCUUCCUUGUCUUGAAGAACGUGAUUUGACUGCGGAAGCUUUUGAGAAAAUGAUUGAAUAUAUGUACACCGAUGGUUUGCAGGAUAUAAAUCCAGAUCAGGCUGAGGAAAUGUUGGAUGUUGCUUCUAGAUACUUAUUGUUUCCUCUUAAGCGAGCGGUGGCUGAUGUCUUGUUGCCCCACUUGGAAAUUGUGUCACCUGAAGAGCUUUGCCAUUGGUUGAUACUAGCAGACAUGUAUGGUGUUUUCAAGAUUCGGGAAUAUUGUCUAGACACCACUGCUUGUAAUUUUGAAACGUUUGCUGAUACUAAAGAAUUCCGGGCAAUGUUGUUGACUUUGCCUCCACCAUCUGGAGACUCAUCUCUUCGUACCACUGUCCCAAGCAUUCCUGGAUCUGCUUUAAAUUCUGAUCAAGGAAAUCUUCUUGAUGAUUUACGUGAGAAAUGGCUUGAAAUUGAAGCUGCUGCGCUGGACAAGAGAGAUGAGAGUGCUCUGCAAUUUGACAAGCGUCUAGAGAUGCUUAUGCUUGUUGCAGAGCAAGAAAAAUCAUCAGAGAAUACUGAUCCAAAUUGUAUUAGUGAGACCCUUGGCUUUCUCUCCAAUACCACUCUGACUUGAACAUAAAGAACUUUUGAUUUGUAAACAUUUUUUCUUUACUAAUAAAAUAAAAUAAACUGCAUAGAUUUUGUAGGUCAUCGUGGUGCUUAACAGUAGAUGGUGCGAUACAAAGUAAGUCAUGUGGAGUGAUUAAGUUGGGUUUUUGUAACUUCAAUUGCUCGAGCAUUCAUUGAUUCUUAAGGUUCUUUGUAUAAUCACUAGUUUAUGUCAACAUUUUGAUUGCUUAUAUGAAUGUGUAUGUUGUUACUACUCAAGGCCGUGUUAAGAUCCCUGUAAAAAUGUUUAGAAAAAGCUUGUAAUUUUAUAGUAUAUCUUUGAAUAAUAGAGUAUUCUAUAUUAUCU